Nylanderia fulva is the source of this 1284-nucleotide messenger RNA. The record is from RefSeq and is a predicted model, not a curated record. Lineage: Eukaryota; Metazoa; Arthropoda; Insecta; Hymenoptera; Formicidae.
AUGCAUGGAGAGUGUUGCUUACAUUCAUCUCGUUUCUUUCAUAUAUGUAAAAACCUUAUUUUUGAUCCAAUGCAUGAUAUUCUUUGUGGUAUUGGACCAAUGGUAUUAAAGUUAGUUUUAAUUCGUUAUACUUUGGAAUUGAAAUUCUUUCAUAUAAAUGAUUUUAACAACAGAAUAGCAUCAUUUCAAUAUGAUUUUGUUGAAAAAAAGAAUAAGCCUUCGGCAAAUUUUAGUAAAAGAAUAUUGCGUGUAAAAGGGCAUACUUUAAAUCAAAAAGCUAUGCAAAUAUGGUGUCUUCUUCGCGUUUUCCCUUUCUUAAUUUCUGAUUGGGUCUUGACAGGAGAAGAACAUUUACAACUGAUUCUUCUUUUGCUAAGAAUUAUGGAAAUCGUAUUUGCGCCAAAAGUUACAGUUUCUCUAGAUUUUUUAGAAACAUUCAAACAACUUUUCCCUGAUGUACAUAUGAUAAAUAAAUUCCAUCAUUUAACUCAUUAUCCAGAUUGUAUGUUAUGGUCAGGACCUCUUCAAUUGUACAACUGUAUGCGUUAUGAAGCCAAGCAUAAUGAAAUAAAACUUAGAGCACAAAAUGUUCAUAAUUUUAAAAAUCCACCAAAAACAUUAAUAAGAAUUGUUCAAUGUUCUCAAAGUGCUAGAUGGGGAAAAGGAAAUGCCACAAUUAUUCCAGUUGAGCCAUUAAAUGGAGAAACAGUUACAGUGCAAAAUUGCCAAAGUCGUACAUAUUUACAUGAUCUAGGAUAUGUUGAUACUGAUUCUAUAUUUACCACUAAUGCUAUAAAAAUAAAUGGUGUGGAAUUUCGACUUAAUUUAUUAGUUGCUAAAUGUGUGGAGCAACUAUUGGAUACAGAAGAACAAAUAGAAAUUGUUGGACAACUAGGAAAAAUUAUUUUAGCUGCAAAUAUUGACUCUGAAAAUUGGACAACAAUUGCUGAAAGACCAUCUACCAGCAGCAAUAUUGCUUUAGUUACAACUGCAACUUCUAAUGAAGAAAUAUCUAUACCCAAAGAAUCUUUUUCGCGUUUCACAACUGUUCGUAAGACGCUUCUACAUCAUCCGCAAGGUGCUAACGUUUUGGCAGCUGCAGAAGACAUAUUUACAGAAAGUCACAGACGAAGCCUUAUAAGAAUAGUAACUUCUGAAUUAGUAAAAACACACAAAGAUAAAUACUAUCCACCUGAAGAAGCCAAAGUAGCUCUUGCCGAAAGCAUUGUAACAGAAUUUCCAAAAUUACGUAACCCCGAAACAACUAAAAGAUAUAUACUCUGA